AUGAUGAAUAAUGCAAGCGAAAUCUCACCUCCAAAAAUUCCACCAAGACCAAGAAAACAAAAGACUUCUGAUCAAUUGAAGAUUAAUGAUGAUACUGUGACUUCCGAAAGGCAUGAAUUAACAACAGAUACCAAUACUGAGAACGAGUCAGAACUAGAUCAUAGAGAAAGUGAAAAUAAGGAAAUUGAGGAAAUUCGAGGAACGGAAGACAAUAGUAGUAAGCAAAUGAAAGAGUCUUUUGAGGUACUGAACGAGAUAGAGGAUGAGCAUAACGGUGGUGAGAACACACAACUGAUUGUUGAAAAUUUGUCAGAUGGAGAGAACACAUUGGGGAAAUCUUCCAAUAAAGGUACGUUUGAAGAGAAUACAGAAGUAGCAGACAAGAGAGCCAGUGUUGAUAAUGACGAGGAAACAAUUAUGCAAGAAAAUCAACCAGUAAAACAGGAAGUCUUGGGCCAAGAAGAUCAAUUAGCAGAUCAAGUUAAUGAAAAAAUUAACGAAAAACAACCACAUGAUAAUUCGGUCGAUAGUGAAGAUGAUCUCAAGGUUUGUGAGAAAGUCGAUGGUACCGAUAUUGAAGCUGUAAACACCGACAGCACCCCUAAUCCCGAGCAGUCCCAAAACAAUGAAAGCGUUGAGCAAAUCCCAGACAAAGAGGUAUCCGAUGGUUCGAAUGAAAUUCAAACACCCACAGUUCCCGUUCGUCCUGAUCGUAAGGGUAAAGCUGAUUUAACAAAAGAAGCUGAAGGAACUGAAUUCCCAACAAAAAGCAAAAAUAACGAAACUGAGUUAUCAAAUAUUGCAAAGCCAGUACUUUCGGAGAAUUCAGAUUCAAGUUCUCCAAGAUUGGAAGGGGCAAGCCCAAUUAUUCCUACUCGACCUAAAAAAAGUGAUAGCCGUAAAAAAUCUACUACUUCCGUGGAUAAUUCAGAUGAAAUAAAUGCUGAAGAUCGUGCGGGAAGUGUUUCUUUAAAAGAAUCAACAUCAGAUUUGAGCUUGACGGAAUCACAAACCGAGAAUUUAAAACCAAAUGAGGAUAGCAGUGUUAACUCGAAGACCUCGAACACCGGUCAGUUACCAACAUCAUUUGUUCCUAAAAUUCCUUCCAGACCAAAAAAAGAGGAAAAUUCUUCCGCAAAACCUAAAGCACCACCACCAAAACCAAAGAAAUUAUCAAGUAAGAUUGCUGCAUUUCAGCAGCAGUUAUUUCAACCCCAAAACAAGCUGGAAACAGAUGUUUCUGAUAAUACUACAGAUUCGAUUCAGGAAACACCAAAAUCAAGGCCGAUAAAUUUUAAAAAGUUCGAGGGUAAUGGUAUUCCCUUGCCAGGUAUGUUCAAUCCGGCUAUGCUACAUGUGAAUCAACAACAAAAACCAGCAGAAGCAUCAGAAUCGAUACCUAGUGCUGCUACUAGCAACAUCAAAAGAACAAGAGGACCAAAAGGUAAAAAAUUACCAAAAGCUAUAGCCAAUGCAUCUGUUGAAGCUGAAAAUAAUUUUAAUUGGGAAAGUGGUUCUUUAUGGUCAUUCAAUUUUGGAAAAUUAAAAAAGAAUGAGAUUGAAAUUUCAAAAGAUGAGAGAGUGGACGCAGAUACAGAACUAAGAUCACAACCACCUGAAUCACUGCAGAAGGAUGUUCCUAAUGAACUCGAGGAUCCACUGGACGAGAAUUCAGAAAACGUUUUAGAGAGUGACGAACGGCUGACCUCAGAAACCGAUUUUAAAGGGAAUGAACUUAAUACUUCAGCAUCUGAUAAAGAAGAACCAGACGCUUUACAUAUGAGUGAAAAAGACAAGAUUCCAUCAACUACAGUUCAUAUAAAAGAUAAUUUGACUGAGAUUAUUAGUUCAAGGUCUAGAAAUAUAUCUGAAAUUUCUUUAAGUAAUGAACCUGAGGGCAUUGAAUCGGAUAAUAGUUCUAACACGGUUUCAAACCCACCAACAUUUGAAACAGAAAUUAGUCCGGUUGAGCAAACUCAACUCGAAAUCGGUGAUUCCACUCCUGAUACUGUUGAAAAAGACGCGUCUUUCAAUGAUUAA
Messenger RNA from Lodderomyces pseudojiufengensis, 2040 nucleotides. RefSeq lists its product as uncharacterized. NCBI's taxonomy places the organism in Eukaryota, Fungi, Ascomycota, Pichiomycetes, Serinales, Debaryomycetaceae. The coding region runs from base 1 to 2040 and encodes 679 amino acids. The record is from RefSeq and is a predicted model, not a curated record. The transcript has a single exon.